ACCUGGGCAGGAGAGGCGUGGCACCAGGCUCUAGGGUGCACAAAACGUUUUGACAAGACGCUAGGCUCCGGCCAGCACCUCGUGGUAGUUACAACAUUGCUGGUGUUGUGAGUGCCUUACCACUAACUACUGUUGUAUGGCGGAGUGUAUUAUAAGUGUCCCAGUGAGGUGCAAGUGGCUGCAGGAGCAUGAUUUACCAGCAUUGGGGGAAUGGAGUCUGACUCUCUGCCCAGCGCUGACUGAUUCACUGCGAGUCACCAACGCGGCUCCACUAACGCAAUGAGUUAUAACCACAUUGACGCAAGUUACAUUAUCAUGACACAAAUUACAUCAAUGAAGUGACCUGAAAAUUUCCUUGAUAGUAAACUGCACAACUACAUGCUGACGGAAGACUUGGUACACUAUGUGAUCAGUGACAAGGGUAUGUUGCUGGCCAUGAUUUCGAACACAACAUGGCGGGUAUCCUCAACAGUGGAGGGGCACAGGAAGCACCACAAGCCUCAGUGUACAUUGACGCCGCCUACAACGAUUAUCUGGACAAUGUUCUGGCCGACUAUGGCAUUCGGUUCAGUCCGGGAGGCUCAGGCAUCGAGGAGAUCGAUGUUUCCCCAGAGAAGAGUGAGGAGGACAAGGAGGUUCUCGAGGUUAAACCCUUCCCCUUCAAGAAUGAGGUGGCUGAGAGCAAGCUGAGCUCUGCCAUCAGUAGGCCUACCACUUCCUUAAGACUAUCAGAGGUCAUCAGUAGGCCUACUACUACCAAAAGAAAAGCAGACUCUGAUUUAGGCAGUGAUGAAGAUUUAACCUUGACGAUCGACGAGUCGGGGAGUUCCAGAGAGGUGCCCACUGCUCUGCCCUCACUCACACACAAGAUUCCGCACAGGAAGCUCAAGGUGUACCAGAGGGAACCUUUUCAAGACCCCGCACAAGAAAAACGGAGGAUCAACGCUAUCUUAGCAAAACAAAACAGGGAUCAGAAAAAAAAGCAAAUUCAAGACUUAAAGGAAACGGUACAAAAACUGCAACGUGUGAAUAUGCAGUGCAAUAAAGCUCUUAGAAGGACCAACAAUGAUGUCCAGCAGCUGCGACUUCAUCUGCAAAGCUACGAAGCCUCAAGGAGUUACUUGGAAGAGAAAGUAAAAAACCAAGAGAUAGCGCUCCGUGAGCAGCGAGACAAGUUUAUGUUGUUUAGGGAACACCUGGACCUCAUCACCAGCAGCCUUGAUGAUGACAACACUACCAAGAAGCUCAUCUCUGCUUUGUUGAAGCGACUGUCUGGCGAGACGUCGCUGUCUGCUGCUGCUCCUACUGCUGCUGCUGCUGCUGCUGCUGCUGCUGCUGCUGCUGCUGCUGCUGAUCCUUCUGUUGCUGCUGCUGCUGAUCCUCCUACUGCUACUGUUUUUCCUCCUGCUACUGCUAUUCCCACUACGUUUUUUCCCACUACUACUGCUACUGCUGCUACUAUUCUUCCUACUACCGUUGCUAGUGUUCGUCUUACUGCUGUUACCACUCUUCGUCCUACCGCUACUGCUCCUCCUCCUACUAUUGCUACCGCUACUGUUUCUCUUACUAAUGCUAUUACUGUUCGUCCUACCACUGCUGUUACUGUUACUUCUACUGCUAUUUCUCCUACUGUUACUGCUACUAGUUUUCCUUCUACAACUGCUACUACUGUUCCUCCUACUGUUACUGAUGGUAUUGUUCCUCCUACUGUUACUGAUAUUGUUCCUCCUACUGUUACUACUGGUACUGUUCCUCCUACUACUAUUGCUACUGUUCCUUCUACUACUACUGUACCUACUAGGCGUCCCACUACUGAUCCUUUUACUUCUGCUGCUGCUCAUACCUCUGAGUUUCAAGGCAACAAAGUGAAGCGGAGUGUCGACUGAUGGGUUAUCCGCCAAACCUAGUGACAUACGUCGUACACUGUGACUGCCUUCGUCAGGGAUAUUAUUAUGUCUGGGUGGCAUGUAGUCAGGUGACAAGUCUGCCCUGUGAACCUACUCUCGCAGUGUUUCCAGCUAAUAAGCCAUUCUCCAUAUAGUGUUAUGGGUUGCCCUUCCUCGGGCUGGCUGCAGGAGAGUUCUUACCACCAGUGAGGUGACACACGUGCACAUAAGUGUUUAUAAUUAUCCAGUCUUGACUCAACACACUCACACUC
Molecule: messenger RNA, 2158 nt
Organism: Cherax quadricarinatus
Lineage: Eukaryota; Metazoa; Arthropoda; Malacostraca; Decapoda; Parastacidae
Source: RefSeq, a predicted model, not a curated record